Messenger RNA from Apiotrichum porosum, 999 nucleotides. RefSeq lists its product as uncharacterized. Gene Ontology annotation, cellular component: spliceosomal complex. The coding region runs from base 1 to 999 and encodes 332 amino acids. Lineage: Eukaryota; Fungi; Basidiomycota; Tremellomycetes; Trichosporonales; Trichosporonaceae. The transcript is spliced from 4 exons. Gene Ontology annotation, biological process: positive regulation of mRNA splicing, via spliceosome. The record is from RefSeq and is a predicted model, not a curated record. Gene Ontology annotation, molecular function: RNA binding.
AUGGAGUUCUCUUCCUCCAACGUUCCCAUCUCGCGCGAGACCUGGGCUCCCCGCUCGCCCGUGCAGCCCGCCGAGGACCGCUACUCGGAGCGUGCUCCCGUCCCGGCCCACGACGUCGACAUGCCUGAGCGCCGCGAGUCCCGCGACGCUCGCGACGACCGCGACGACCGUGACGACCGUGACCGUCGUGACGACCGCGAUGAGCGUGGUGGCCCCGGCGGCUACGACCGCAACGACCGCAGGGACAUGCCCCCUGCCGCUCCCCGCCCCACCACCGCCCCCCGUGCGGACGCCAACAACGUUCUCGGUGUCUUUGGCCUCUCCAUCCGCACUCGCGAGCGUGACCUCGAGGACGAGUUCAGCCGCUUCGGCGACGUUGAGAAGGUCAUCAUUGUUUACGACCAGAGGAUUGAGGACGCCACCCGCUGCAUUGAGAAGCUCAACGGCAUGGUUCUCCACGGACGUGCCAUCCGUGUCGACUACUCGGCUACCCAGAAGGCCCACGCCCCUACUCCUGGAGAGUACCGCGGCGAGAAGCGUCCCUUCGACGACCGCUUUGGCCGCGACAACCGUCGUGGCUACGACGACCGCUACCGUGGUGACCGUGGCGACCGUUACUCGGGUGGUGGUGGUGGCGGUGACCGCUACGAGGACAGGCGCGGUGGCGACAGGUGGGGUGGCGACCGCGACCGUACGUGGCGCGACAGGGACGGCGGCCGCGACGGUGGUUCGUCGUACCCCGCUCGUCGUGACGAGGACCCCUACGGCGGCCGCUCGCGUCGCGAGUCUGACCGCGGCGUGGACCGUGGCGCCGACCGUGGUGCCGACCGUGGCGCCGACCGCGAGGACAGGGAUGAGCGUGGCUCGGCCCGUGGUGGUGACUUUGACCGUGACUCGCGCCGCCGCUCGCCUUCGCCCGCCCGCCGCCGCUACUCCCGUUCGCCCGAGCGCCGUCCUGCUCCUCCCACCGAGUCGCGUGCCGAGCCCCGCCCCUACUAG